Molecule: messenger RNA, 15276 nt
Organism: Porites evermanni
Lineage: Eukaryota; Metazoa; Cnidaria; Anthozoa; Scleractinia; Poritidae
Source: the annotation of a GenBank genome assembly
AUGAACGUCAAAUCGCACUUGGCAUUUCCGUCUAGACUUCCCAAUCAACGGGAUAAAAUUGCGAACUUUCAUUUGUCGACCUUUUCUUGGAUGUUUAGUAAAGGUAUCAAUUGGAUCUUUUUGCAGCGUUCUACUCACCCAGAAGGUUAAAACAGCUGGAAAUCGUCAAAAACUUUUUUAUGAAUUUCACGUCGAUACAUAAUCCGGUAGCUCAAAUGAUCCUCAUCUAUUAUGAUUGUUGACAGUAGUUUACAAAUUUAUGAGAAAUCUUGCGAUGUAUAUUUAAUCAGCUUUUUCUGUGUCGCAUUUCAAUUGAAGGUUUUAAAGCAAAAUAAAUUUUGAUGUAUAUAUAUAUAUUCUUUUUUGUCAGCUUCUUGAUUUUUAUUUUGUUGUAUUUUACUCAGCCUUACGGAUUUUAACCAGUUUAUGUUUUUAUCAGAUUAAUGCCAGACGUAAAAAUAUCAUCAAUUGGUUUUCUGCAUUCUGAAGGGCAACGGCAUUAUAACAGAGAAAUUUAGAGUCACGUUCAGGCAAAUGGUACCAUGUGUCCCCUUACUUAUCUUUUACUGUUCAUUAUUAUUCAUUCCAAAUAUUUCCCCGAUUCUGAUUGGCUAAAAGCACGGGCAUAAUUCGUCAUAACCAGUUUCUGAUGACCAAAUUUGGAAGAAUUUUGUGUUUAACGAGGAAAUGAUGUCAAAAAUGGAGCAUUCGUGCAGGUUAAGGCACCGUUAACCGAGAAGACCUGGGAACGAGGUUGAGUUGUUUUGGUUGUGAACGAAAAAUGGCGGAUGUUUCAAGAGUAAGAACUAGGCGAAAAAAUAGCUAAAAACAUGGCAAGAACAGCAAGAAGGCAACUCGAAGGGUGACAUCUGCUAUUUGGAGAAUAUUUGCAGAGCUGGACAAACCUAAAAAUGCACUAUCGAAGAUGAACUUAACAUCGAUGGAUAGAUGUAGGUAAGCAUGUUAAACUAGGAAUUAUUUUGAAUGAAUAAUAAAACAAUGAUUGAAUUUGGCUUUCGUAUCAUAUGAAGAAUUGUGGAGAUCUCGGGGUGUUGUCCAUCGAGGCCGUAACACCCUCCUCAAUCACCAUAAUUCUUCAUAAGAUACUCAGCCUCUUUCAUUAAUUGUUAAUUAAUUCUCCAAAAAAGUUAGUAAAAUAACGCUUGUUAGUUUUGUCCAUAAGAAUAGUUUUGCUAUUAUCUGCUUAUUUUCAAUUAUUGUGCUAAACUCUCAACUUGAAUGUGACAUUUGCCAUAAACGUAACUCUAAAUCUCUCCAAUGUGUCUUGCAUGUUAACCACUACCUUCCACUUGAAUUGUCCAGUGAGUCCUGAAUGUUUAUCUUUUUAUGAUCCUUUUUUUAGAUGACAAUGCUACUCAGGUGCCAUUUCCAGAGCUAAAUGGAGAAAGUGUUCAAUACCUGGAGAGAACAUCUGAUGCUGUCCUUGCCCUUUCCAAUUUCCGUCUUUUUAUUCGCUUCAAAGACUCUUUUGUCAAUGUGAGUUGGAAUUUUGCAGAAUUCAAAAAAACUGCCAAUUACCCUGACUCUGAAAUUUAGUGAUUUAGAGAUUUGAAAAUGGAGUAAAUCAAGUUCCAGUUCUGUUUGCACUGGUAUAACAACCCAAACUAACUGGAACCUUAAUUGGCUCAGUUUCCUUAUUCUUAAUACUGAACUUAAGCGUCAUUCAGCAUUAAGCACAGGGUGGGCAUUUUGCAACAAACAUUUGCCAUUCUUAAUGUUUUACUGCAGUUCAUAUUUUUUGUUUUAAAAUAUUUAAACCAGUUUAGUUUUUUCCUUUUCAUUUACCUACAAAUCUAAGAUUAUGUUCAUGAAGGUGGCCAAGUUAAAGACAAAAAAGAUAAAACUACUUUGAUUGUUUUCAAUUAGAAUGUAAUCGUCACCAAAACCCUUUGAUUAAUGCCUUAGAAAAAUUUCGGUUGUCUCACUUCGCCAUUUCAAGAAAAGCUGAAAAAGGUGGUGAAAGAGCUUGACAACACAUACAGCUCAACACAUUCUUCUUGAAGACUCAGAUAAGGGGUUGAUAUUGAAUAUUUCUACAAAAUGAUACAUAACAACAGGGGUUUCAUUAAGGUUUUGAACAGGAGGGGAACUGGCUUUGACACCGGGACAAAGAAUAGGCCUUUUGCAUUAGUUGAUCAUGUGAUUAACUUUCUGUAAACACAGAAACAGUUCGCUUUUGAAAAAUUUUGUUAGCACAAGCUGAAAGAGCAAAUUAAAAUUAGGCAAAUUGUAAAUUUUCAGUCUUCUAUCUCAAGAGUAGCGAUUGCAACAGCUGCCGAAAUUUAGAAGGAUUUGUAUGGGAAAAACAACUCUUGCCACCCAGUAAGGCUUUAAUGGUUUUUCAUACAAAUCCUUGUAAAUUUUGAAAUUUUCAAACUGUCGUUAAAUCUUUCCUUAAGCAUCAUUACUUGGCUCAAAUCUCAUUUUUAUUCAUGACAGGCAAUUUGAGCCCUUAAAUGCAUAAGGGAAAGAUUUAAUGAGAGUUUAAAAAUUUAAAAAUUUACAAGGAAUUGUAUGGAAAACCACUCAAGCGUAACCUGGUGAUGAGUUGUUUUCGGCAGCCUUUACAAUCGCUUCUUUCGAGAUAUAUGGCUGAAAAUUUACAGGUUACCUAGUUUUAAUAUGCUCUUUCAGUUCGUGUUAACAAAAUUUUCCAAGCGAACUAUUUCCGUGUUUACAGAAAGUUGAUCACGUGACUAACUAUUGCAAAAGGCCCAUUGGCAAGGCCUGGAGGACCUUGCCCCUAUAGGGGUGGUCUGGGAGCAUGCUUCCCCAGAAAAGUUUUAAAUUCUAUAGUUGCAGAAAUGUGGUUUCCUGCAUUCUGAAGCUGCAGACAAAAAAGAUAACUAUUCUAGACAAUUUAAUAGUGAUUUGAUACCAAUAUCCACCACACAAAUAAUUUGGUUCGGACACGUGCUUGCAACACUGAGACAUUUCAGAUGGUCUUUUAUGGAGCACAGUUCUUUUUGCAUUUUUUCAAUGGAUUAUGGGGGAUGCAAAGUUGCAUUCACAGCCAGUUAAUUUGCUUGGUGCCUGGCCCUUAAUGAAACCCCUGAACAAAAAAUUACUAUAUUUUCACAACAUUAAGUGCAAAGUCAAUGUACUUUUUGAGUUUAAUGUCAAGAGGGCACCAUUUGCAGCAAGUAGUAUUUCAAACAUACUUUUGAAUUAUUAGCUCCCUAAGAGAUCAGAGCAGUAUAAACUUUCAUCUAUUAUAAUAGGGUUUUCCUGCAUUUCUGUGAACAAAGCCCCUAACUAGAGUCUAAUGUUCACAAAAUACAGUGAUUUGUUUGAGGUUGUCCAGUGAAAUCUCGACCUUGUUUCAUUGUGUGUGUUCACUGGAGCGGAAUGUGGGAAAGGUCUAUUGCCCUUGAUUGGGGACAUGACAGUUUGCGUCAUCACAAAUCUAUUGUUUUCUAAAUAGAAAAGGGCAAUUUUGGACUGAAUCUAUUUUUGAUAAUGGUAGAAUAGGUAGAGCGGCAGAAAAACUCCACUAACAUUUUUUAUCUUGACAUUUUUUGUGCGAGUUAUUAUGUAGGAAAAUGCCUCAAUAGAAUAUAAAAACUUCAACAUAUGAUAUGCUGUUUCUUUAGAUACCUUUGCGUUUGAUAGAGUGCGUGGAAAUGAAAGAUCUUGUUCUGAUGGACAUUAACUGUAAAGAUGCCAGGUCAUUUAGGUUAGUUACUGGAAAACUCUUUAGUAAGAUUUUUGCAGAGGAUAAAAACCAUUUUGCACAGGGGUUCUUUGCAACAGGCAUGAAGAAAAGUAUGUAUUCAUUAUAUCUUUUGUCUCAGUUGUAACAAUUAUUUAUACUUUACUUGUAAUUUUUUAUCACUUUGUUGUUGUUCACACUCGGUGCUUCUUUCAUGUCUUUCAGGAUUGUAUUUGAUAACAAUGAGCAGUGCCUGAAUUGUUCGUACCAUCUAACCCAGUGCAUCUCUCCUUUGUCCCGUAUUGAAGAUCUUUUUGCCUUUGCAUUUUAUGCGUGGUGCACAGAUGGCAAGCAGUCAAACUCAGCAGAGGAGGAAGAGUUUACUAGCUUCUGUCAGAGAGGUAGAUUUAUUCAAAUAAUUGAUGUUUUAGUAGGUGAACAAACUCUAUGCUAUGCUAAGUACAUUGGUAAAGUGUAGUGUGGCUGUAGAGUGAAUCAGGGUUUGAGCUAGGAUUUGAUCACUGGGGGACAAUUUGUCCCCUUAGCUAAAAUUUUGGGGGACAUUUUCAGUUUUAGGGGGACAGAAAUUUGUACACCCUUCUGCUGAUGCAAAGGGGUUUGUCUUCUUAGAUUUCCGACAAAAAUAGCAGAACAUCGCCUCCUUUUCAUAGUGCAACCACGUGUGAUCUCGUGAUUUUUUCGGUUUCCUUCGAUCCUCAUCCGUUUCUUCCUGAUUAAUACACUGUUCUUCUUCUGUAUCAUUUUCUCUGAUUCACUCUGGCUUUGAUUUGGAGCGGAAAAGCUUCCUACUGUUCGAACACGUUUUCGAUUUGACAUGUUAACGAUUGCCAGGCGCGUUCACCACGCUUGGUUGAGCAUGAGACGUACGUGUUCAGUAGAGCGUGACUGAAACGCGACUUAAGAAUGAACUUUAAAGGAGCUGUGUCACGAAAUUCAGCCAAAUUACGAAAUUACAAAAUAAAUGCCUGUUAUUUUAAGAGAAACAUAAAAUAACCGCUGAAAACUUUGAAAGGAAGGUUAAAAUAACAUAACAGAAAAAAAAGAUUUCAUGGAUGGGGAAAACUGAAGAAGAUUGAAACGGAUUGAAAUUACGAUUUUUGAAAACUGUGCAGCCUAACAGUUUUUCAAAGUUGAUCCCUUCUGCUUCAAAAAUAUGCUCAGGAGACAUAUUUGUUUGUCUCAGAUCUCUGAUUUUGUCAUUUACAUGUAAUUUCUCUGCUUACUUUAAGUUCCACAGCGAUUGAGGGCAAGUAAUUGGCAAAAUUAAACAAAAUGAACGGGACUGCCGUGACACAGCCCCUUUAAACGUGCAAUAAAAUAUACUUUCCAUGUUCUGUUUUAGCUUGAAAUUUCGGUACUGAAAUAAAUCUCUUCGUGUGUGCUUCCUUUCGAGUUUUUUUCCCUAAAUUUUGAAGGGGACAAAUUGUCCCCUUGGCCGUUUUUUUAAGGGACAAUUUCAAUUGCAGUGCGGGAAUGGCGCAAUGGCGCAGCCUGGCUCAAACCCUGGUGAAUAUUGUCAAAAGGGGAUUGGUUUUAUGAGUGAGAGCCAAAGGCAUUAUCUAUAAUAGACAUAUUAGAAGGCUGUUAACAUUCUAUUCAAAAUCUAAUUGUUUAAACAGUACACGGCACAUACCGGGGUCUGACUUUGUCUAAAAGCAGUUAAUUUUUUUUUUAGAUGCAGAGCAGUAUUCUUUCAUGUCUGAAGUUAGGCGAAUGGGUUUUGAUAAUCUUCGUGAUGCCUGGCGGAUCACUGACCUCAACAGUAACUUUGAGUAUGUACCUUUGCAUUAUAACUGUGUAACAAUAUUUGUUAUGAAGGUAAGACUGAUUUAGUGUGAUAAAAAACCUUUGUCAAUUAGAUUGUGCUGUACAUAUCCUAAGCUUCACAUCGUACCAGCCAAGAUUACAGACAAGGAAAUGGAGGCUGUUGGUAAAUUCAGGACUUCAGGACGAUUUCCAUCUGUAGUUUGGAGGUAAAGUUUGAAUUCAACUGAUCUCUUCUGUAUACCAGGGUUUGUGCAGUUCAUGGAAACCUGAAAAGUCAUGAAUUUUAAGAAUAUCAUUUUCCACCCUUGAAAGGGAUGGAAAAUUUAAGUUAUGUUUGGUAGAUAAGUUACUGCAGGUGUCAAAGUAAGGGCAAUGUUAUCUAGAGACAAGUUAUUAAUCAGUGUGAGCGACUAUUAUUCGCUGUAAAUAGUGAACUUACCAGUUGUGAUUUUGGUGCAGGCACAUGACCAAUGGAGCAGUGAUUGCUCGCUGUAGCCAGCCUGAAGUGGGAUGGUUUGGCUGGCGAAGUCCAGAAGAUGAAGCACUCCUUCAUGCAAUAGGAGCAGCAUGUGCUAUGGACUCUGCAGCAUCAUCCCUUAAAAAACAACUUCUGAAGGAGCUAGGCAAGACAAACCUUCUGAGCAAUGGCCACAUAGAUGGCAUAUGUAAUGGAGAUAUGACUGGCAAUGGCGACGAUGAUUCUGUUAGGGACAAUAAGGUUACAUGUGAGAGUGAAGUUGCAGAACAGCCCAAGGUUCUGAUUGUGGAUGCCAGGGCUUACUCUGCUGCUGUGGUCAAUAGGGCAAAAGGUGGUGGCUGUGAAUGUGAGGGUGAGUUGACUUCCUUGGUGUACCCUGUUUACUUAGUUACUCUACUGACUGGCUUAUUUUAUUGCCUUCUAACCGACUCUCUUAUUGAUUAAGAAGGUAUUGUUAUUUUCAUUUGAAACUUCAAGUGAGGAUUAUCACACAUACUUGAUUUUGACUGCAAAUGCUUACACCUUCCAAUUUCAUAUUAACCUCAUCAUCGAUAGAUGAUCUUGGGAGCUGGUGGCUAAAGGUUGGUGUAACCUACUAGGCACAGGAAGGAGGUAUCCAUGGCAACUCUGCUAGUAGGUGACCAAGGCCACCGCCUCACUGAACCCUUUUGAAGAAUACUUACCAGUGAAACCUUAUACCUUCUUGAGGGAGUGGGGAAAUGGAAAGCAGGCUUGAAAAUUAGCAAGCAAAAUGACCUUGUACAAAAAGGCCACCAAUUGAAUGCUGGCUCUGAACGGUGUUGAGGGGCAGUUGCUGACCAGCAUUGUUUCAAUUUCAACCUUACCUAAAUUUUAUUAUGCCAUAUUUUAUUUAAAUAGUAAUUUAUAUGUUAAGAUUUUACUUUUACUUUAUUCUGUUGCUAUGGUAACAUAUAAACUCCAAAACAUGUUCACCAACAAAUGGCCAUUUUUUUAAUGCAAGUAUUGAUGCAUUAACUGAUAAGGAGUUGCAGUAUCAAUCUUUUAAAGUAGAAGUACGCAAACAUUUUGGUAACUGCUGUGAGUCACCUAGUGAACUCGUUGUCCUGACUAUUAAAUGUUGUGGCUGGAUGGGUGUAGUGGCUGUCUGUUUGAGGACACCAUACAGUACAUGUAUUAAGUAAAUAUUCCUCAUUUUUUUAACACUCUUCCCAGUAUUUUGGCUCAACAUUCUUUUUUGUGACUAUUUUUAAUGGUGAGUUGAUACUAGGUUCUUUUUUUGUUUAUCAGAGUAUUAUCCAGGCUGUGAGGUACUGUUCAUGAACUUAGCAAAUAUUCAUACGAUAAGGAAAAGUUUCCAGAGUCUGAGAACAUUGUGCCUUGGCCCAAGAGAUUCUCCCAAGUAAGUGAUUUCUAUGACACUUGAUGCCAUAAGGACCAAAACUAAAUGCAAUUGGGUGAUAGUGCAGCUUUUUAUGGGAUGUAUUCCCUGACUAUGAAACCCAUAUUAUGUAGAAUAACAUGUUAAUUAUGGGCCAGUUUCUUAAACAUCCAGACAACUAUUUAUGCUCAAAACUUUGUCACGUUUGUGUUGUGUUAAAAAUUCUUCAUUGGUUGAUUUUGUAUUUUCUAAGUUUCUCAAGUUUCCAUCUGUACCCGAGCAGGCCCCUUUAUGCAAAAUCCAUUGAUUAUUUUAAGGCUUUGCUUCCUAACUACAGUCGAACCUGUGCUAAGCAGUCACCCUUGGGGAAUGGCUAAGUGACUGUAGGACUUCGCAAAUGGUGAUUGUGACCACUUAAUAGAGGUUGAAAAUGCAAUACAUCAAGGGAAGUAAUUUUCGGGACUUUGAAAACUGACCUCUUGAUAGAAGGUGACCGCUUAAUAGGGUGCUGCUUAAUACAGAUUUGACUGUAUCACAUGCUUUCUUUUGUAUUCAUGCUAGUUGGUGGUCAAGCUUGGAAAAGACGAACUGGCUUCAUCAUAUUUCUUUGUUGAUGAAAGCAACCAACGUUGUGGUGAAUGCCAUCGACAAGGAACAGAGGCCUGUUGUAGUGCAUUGCAGUGACGGCUGGGACAGAACAACCCAGUUAGUUGCUCUGGCAGAAUUGAUGCUUGACCCUUACUACAGAACAAUUGAGGUGAGAAAGCUUAAACCUUUUCUUUGUGGGAAUUUGUAUCCUAUCAUUUGGUUGGUAAUAAUCCUUAGCUCAAAUUACUUUAGGAAAGUUGUUAUCACAGGGUAAGAUGAAAAUGAAAAAAACAGCUUGCCCUUCACUGCUACUUUAGUUCACUAGCUGGGAGCUCUGAGGAGUGGAAACGGCAGAUGGCAGAAAUUGCCGUUCACGGAAAAACAAACUUCUCAGAAUAAUUAAUAAAAUUAAUACGGUCAUAAAUAACAAGAUAGAUCCUAACUGUUUUUUUUAACAUGAUACAAUGAAAACAAACAGUGAUUUUACAGCCCUAUAACAGUAGAAGAGUGAGAGCAAAUUUACAGCCACUAGCGCUUAAUAGUUACUUAAAUGUAUAAUUCAAUUCAAUUUCUUUAGUUUGCCAUGGUUGAUUGACCACAUCAUGUGGUGUUUUUGUAAAUCUCAGCACAGAAUUGUCCUUGUUUACAUACAACAUUUGUUCAAUUUAUUCAGCCAUAAAAUUAACAACUAAGUUAUACAAAAGUUAACACAGUAUUUUCAUUUGCUCCUUUGUAAAAGUUCAACUGAAUAUUUUCAUUAGAUCUGUAAUACAAGGCUGUGCUCUAAGAAAAAAAUGAAGGGAGCCUAGUGCCCUGAACCUGUGAAAUCCAGGGUGCCCAGCAUAGAAUUUCUGUGAAAAGCUGAGAUUUCCUAGUCACCCAAGAGCAAAAGCAAGGUGCCAGGGGCUGAGAUUUACAAUGUGUUGCCUAUGAAUGCUAUUCUAAAUGCCAGCCCAUUCAGGUCAGAUAUACAGUCACUACUGUACAGGUGGUGUUAGGAACAAACAAUGCUUCAUACUGUUGUUAUCCUGUUGCUGAACAGUUUCUCUUUUCAGCUAUCAAGUACACAAGGAAAAAGCUGAUGUAAUUGAAUUUUAUAAUAAUUUAUGAACUUUCAAAAUAUUAUUUUAAGUAUUCCCAAACUGUUGUAAUGUUUCCCUCGCCAGGGAUUCCAAGUAUUGGUUACUCGUGAAUGGUUGGAGUUUGGUCAUCGUUUUGCAGACAGGUGUGGUCAUGGGCACAAUCAGGAUGAGAACCAGAGGUGUCCAGUGUUCCUUCAAUGGUUGGACUGUGUUCAUCAACUCACCAGGCAGUUUCCCUGCUCAUUUGAGUUCAAUGAAUCAUUUUUGGUAAGAUUUUGUGUGUGUGUAUUGUUUCAAGAAAAGGUCACUUGACAUGCACUGGACAUUGUGUUUUCAGUUCUUCAAGUGUGUGUGUGUGUUUUCUGCCCUUAGGCAGGUCCUUCCUUAUAGUAUUCAAGGGUCACCAUCCUUCACUUUAUCAAGCAUUCCCAUUCUAGGUCUUGCAAGUGGCCUCAUUCCUAUUUUUUCCCCUCAUAUAUAACUGAUGGGAUUAGAUCACCAUGCUGUGGGGUAUGACCAAGCCAGACUCUCUGUCUUCUGUUGAUAACAGAUAUGAAGGCCCUCUCCUCACCAAAACACCUCAAUACUUCUUCAUUCCAACUUUGUCAGAUCAAGAUAUGUUUAAGACCUUCCUCCAAAGCCACAUCUCACAACUCUCCAGCCUUCAAACAUCCUUGCAAUGAAAAUAGCUGUUAUACACCUUAGGAAAUUUUUGUGUGACAUAUUAUUGAGGUGCCACAAGAUUUUUGGUAUUUUCAAACCCAUGCAAUACCCUUUGAAGACAAAUACAGGUUUAUAGAGAAAUCACAGCACUUGUACCAGUAAUAUAAUUCUGCAAAGUAGAUCCAAGGGGGUAGUCCUCCUGGGAAUUGGAAAAGUGUCACCCAUCUUCAGGCCUUUCCUAUUACUGGUUUCUAAAUCUUGACAUGACUGCAUAAGAGGUCUUUGGGUCUCCUUCCUUGAGUGCAACUUAAGAAAUGUCUUUGACUUAGAUGCCUCAGACUCUUGCCCUUUUUUCGCUUCUGUUUGAGUCCUCUUGAAAGUUAACUUCUCUUUUUAUUGAACAGGUAAAAUUGGCACAGCAUGCCUAUUCCUGUCUCUUUGGUACAUUCCUCUGCAACAGUGAAAGUGAGCGUCUGAAGGCAAAUAUCUUUAAACGUACCUUCUCGCUUUGGUCAUUAUUGAAGCUGAAAAAUAAAGAGUUCAAGAAUUUUCUGUACUCUUCUUCUUCUGAGCAGGUAACAUUUUGACACAGUUUAUGUAGGUACAGUUGUAAUCUCAUCCUAGUAUUGUCUCUGAGCUUACAAGAGUUCCUAAACUGCUUGAUCAGUUUGGUAAGAAAUAAUGGUGUAAAUUCCCACUAGUCAUCUAGAUUAUUAACUGGUGGAUGUCCGAAGGGCAUUUUCAAGUUAUCACUUUGGGGUUGAGAUAUGCAAAGGAGUCACUCACUGACUCGAGAUAGAUGAUCAUUGGCUUGUUCCAAAGUUGCCUGGUAUGAAAACACCAUUUUGUUGUUGUUACCAAAGUGUACUUUGGGCAACUUAAGGCAUGCAUUCAUUCACGCCAUGUCGUGAUCAAGAGAACCCUAGAUAUGAGGUUGGAAUAUGAACUCAUGAAAACACAAAAUGUGUUUUGAUAGGUACAUUGAUAGAUUUUCUUCUUUAAGUCAUUUCAACUUAACAUAAAUAUUUUAUUUUAUCGCAUUCAUGACUUCUCUAUUUUCUAGACAAUGCAUCCACAAGUUCCCGAUAGUUUUUACUUUGAUUUUGAACCUCUGGCUGCACUGAUAACACAACCAAAUUCUAAUAAUAUUAUUACAUUUUUAUGUUGAUAUUGAGGUUUAUAUCUUUGGUUUAAGGUUUUACAAGCCUCCUGUCAACCUCGUUGUCUCCAGCUGUGGUCAGCCGUAUAUCUUGCCAACCCUACUCCUUAUUCUGAGACGGUGUUGGAGAAUGGAGACACUAGUGAUUAUGGUGACUCAGUAAGCAGUGCUUGUGUCACUCCUGUCUCUCCUGUUUUCCCAAGUGUUAACAGCAGCAUUGAGCAAGAGGAAGAAGCUCUGCAGACGUGCCAUGUUACAGCAUCUAAAUCUGAUGGAAAUCUGAUGUGCAAAGACUGUUUAAAACAUCAACAAGCGCUUGACGACAAUAGGAAACAAUUAUUUGAUAGUUUAGAUAGGAAUUUGAAAUCAAAGAGCUGCCCUGAAUGUAGGACUGAUAUUUCUGAUAAUGACAUACCCCAAAGCACACCCAUAGCAAAGGACGCUGUUGCUCUUGAGUCAAAGAGUGUGUAUGUUAGUGCUCAAUCAGACUCCUGUUUGAGAAGUGUUGGUGAUGUAGAAAGCAGUAUGUCUAGUAGCACACAAACUGUUAUUCUAGAUUCAACUGAAGGCGAUUCUGCCAUUGAAAAUGGACUGGAAUCUUCUGAAAAGACCUCCUCUGAAGGUUUAACAGAGGAGACUCAACAAAUGACUUCUGUGGUGGAAGAACAAUCUUCACUGCAAGAGGAAGGUUUGCAAGAAAGUAGUGAUGUAGGGCAAUGCAUGGUUGAAACAGUGCAUGGCUCUUCAUUUAGUAAAGGAAUACCUUCGGAUGAAGAGGUAACAGAAUGUUCAGAAAACUCUCAAGGGACACCAGCUAAAUCUUCAAGCAACCUAACUCUUACAGGCAGUACCCAUGAGGCAACACCAAGUACAUCAACAUUGAGACCAAACUCAUCAGAAUUCUUCACUAGGUACCUAGACAUAGAUGGAUUGACAUAUGUUUCUGAUCCUGUCCAAGAGAGACUGCAGCAGAUUGAAAUGGCACACCAAGCUAAAGUGGAAGCACUGCAAAGACAGCUGUUGGAUACACAAAGGAGAAGAAUGACGUCCACAGAGGGAGGGACAGUUGGAAGAACAAGUGAUCUUGCCGAUGAAGUGGUAUGUAGCAUGUGAUAGAAAAGGAAGAAGGGUAAAAAAGGAAAUUGAAUACAAAGUCAGUUAACUGAGAGUCAUUACAGGGAAAUCUCAAACCAAGGCCUUAAUGUAUUGACUGAGUGAUAGCGACUGAGAUUUCCUUGUAAUGACUGAACAGACGAGGUUAUAAAGUUAAUAAUUUAUUUGGCCUUUUCAGUAUAGACCUGAGCCUGCGAUCAAUAUUUAUUAAAAUCAACAACUGGUCAGCGGAUAACUUUAAAAAACGUAUGACCUCAAUGAGUUAACCAUAGCAAGAAACAGUGAUAAGCAUAACUAGUUAGAGGCAAACCAAUCAGCUACUGACACCCAUGAUGACAGGGCCAUCAAAAACAAUCUUGGCUGAUGGCUAAACUACUUGGCGAUGCUGUCUUGUAAAACCACUGGGCGAAAAAAUGGAUUUGCACAAAUAUGCUCUUUGCAAAUAUGUCACAAGGGGUGAAUAAGGGGCAAUGAUGGCAAAUGCCAUGUUUGCAUAUCAAAAAACGGGGUGUAAAUAACUAGGCACCAUCUUUGCCCAGAUUUACUCCUCAGUUUUCACAAUGUUCUGACACAUUUGCAGCAAACAAAUUUGUGUAAAUCCAUUUUUUCCAUCCAGUGAACAAGCAAGAAAUAAUAUUAUGUUAUUUCGUUGUUUUUCACCACCAGUGUUCAUUACCAGAAUCAAGUGUAAGUGGAGAACAGCCGCCUCUGUCACUUGGCAGUGGUGAUGAAGGGAGCUGGAUUCAAGUGGAAGAGAGUGAGGCACAGCCUACUCUGUGGGUCCCAGAUCAUGCUGCAACUAACUGUGCAAAAUGUGAUACACAGUUCUGGAUUGCUAAUAGAAAACAUCAUUGCAGGUAGUUAUUGUCCCAAUAUUAAUUGAAAUAUUUUGUUAUUCACCUGAAAAUUACAAUAAUAAUAGUCUCCAAUAAUUGUUGUGAGUCAUCAUUACUUAUGACAAGCUCAAAAGUCAUCUGAGACUAAUAAACAGCAAUUAUUGGAUGAUGCUGAGUAUGAUUGCAAAGGAGUUAUCGGCCAGGGCAGAUAACACUCUCUGAGGUCUGCAUAAUUCUUCAUAUCAUACACGUCAACUAUAGCAACAGUACUGCUUUCAGUCUGCAUGAUUAUGCUCUGGGCCCAGUUGUUUGAAGGGCGCUUAGUGAUAACCCGGGGUUAAAUUUUAAUCUAUUCAAAAGUCUAAUCAUCAAAUUGUAGACAAGAAGAAUUACACCGAAUUUGCUUUUUAUUCUUUCAUCUCUGAAAUCACAUUUCGCACUAUCCCUCGGGUUAUCUUAACCCAGCUUUGUACAACCCGGCCCUGAACAUUAUAAUUAUAGUCAUAAUAUAGUCAUAGUAACUCACUAAUUCAGAAGGCCUUAUACUCUGCAUAACUAUUUAUAUUAGUGACAUUUGUUAAAUCUCAGAUUACCUUUUUCCAAUGAUCCCUUCUUGUGUUCAUCGGAAACCUGUACCUUUUUACUUUAGCGAGUUUCAAAAGCCAUCACUAAUACGUGCCACCCUUUUUGAUGGCUACUUGAACAGCAGCUAACAUGUAUUUUUUUCCCCCACAAAUUUUGUCUAGGAAUUGUGGGCUGGUUUUCUGUGGAACCUGUUCCGAAAAGAGAUUACCGUUGCCUGAAGAACAGCUGUAUGAUCCAGUUAGAGUUUGCUUAGCGUGCUUUGAAAAACUAGUCACUCUUCAAGAACGUGAGAAUGAGAAAACGGUGAAUGAAGGCACAAUUAAGUAGCAGACUUGUGACCAAUUCAAAGGCGCACAUCUCCUCGCAGACCACCUUAAUCACUUGAAUUGCUAGGAAUUAAUACCAAGUGGUUUGAAAGUAUUUUUAUAUUCUAUGCUGCCUCAAAAUUGUAAAGCAAAAACAAUGUUUUCAUCCUGACAAGUCAUAUAUUAUCAUCAAAGUUGCAGUGGUAUUUUUCCAACAUAUUUUUGUGUCACUUGUAUUUUUCAACCUUUUUAUAAUUUUUGUUCUGGCGUAUAAACGUGACUUUCUUGCAUUUUUAAUUUCUUCCAGCUGCCUUUCAAAUGAUUAAGGUGGUCUCUGUCUUUAUUUGUAGUAGCAUUAGACUAUUAGGGCUCCUAGAAUGAGGUUAAAAUGUUUAGUGUAUAAUUAGUGACGGUUAAACAAAUUUCUACAUUGGUCAAGUAUUCCCUCGAAAUUAUGUAAAUAUGCAAAACAUUUUGUUGAAAACUAAACCUAAAAAUAAUGUUGUUUCUUCUAAGUAUUUUUGUUUGUAUUUUAUUUUGACUUAUUGAUUUGAAUCAUCAAUUAAUUAUGAGGUUACCAAACGAAACGACAACAAAAAAAAACAUUAUCUUGACAACGUUUUGGUAUUGUGAUAAAAAAUAGAAAUCGCAUUUUCAUCUUUAGGUUGUUAUAAUUUUGCAUGCACAAAAAAUACGUUUCUUUCCAUUACGCAGAGAGUUAAACUAUUAGCAACCUUUGUUUCCAAAACUCAUAGUAUGUUCUAGCUUAAGAGUUUGUCUAUGAGCCAAACCCUGAAGAGGAAAUGUGUAGAGAAGGUCCUAGUAGUAGUGAAGUUCAAAAGCUGGAUAGUUCUUUACACCGAAUAAAUCAUUAUCCAGUAGAUAUAGAUAUUAUAGAAAACAACUGCGUCAUCCUCUGGACAGAGAUUUAUCCAGUGGAUAGUGCCAUGCACCUUAUGAGCAAGUUGGACCAGUACUUUAAUUUAAUACUGUUGACUAAGAUGUACUUUUCAGUCUGGGGAUUGAAUCCUUAAGUGUGAUCAUUGAAAUGAAAGCAACUGAUCAGCACUUUCCUCUGGUACUGUUUAUUGCGCUGCACCAAAGAUUCAAAAAAACAUUAACUUAGAGGGGUUUAACUCCAUAAUUCUUUUAUGCGACAGGAGUUAAGGAUGGUUCGUUGAAUAUAAAAUUAUGUCAAUUUUGGGAGGAAACAUACUAGAGAACAGUUACCCAAUCAAAACUGGUUUGUCAGGCACUCGCUGGUGACUCCUAUAGACACUUGUGCGUGUUUUCGCAGUACGCUUCUUGCUGCCUAGCAUUUCCUCCUGUCGAAUAACUCAUUGUGAUCUCCAGCUGAUCUCACGUGAUGAUAUGAUUUGUACUUCUCAGAGCGACCUUUUAAAAUUGGUUUUGACUAGCUUAGCUCAUGUCUACUUUAUCAUGUUUUCCCCAAUUAGAAUCAGAUUCAUUUCCAUUGCAGAUUUGUCGCUGCCAGAUGACGCCGGGAAAUUUUCCCAGUUUUGAUUGGUUUCUGGAUUAAUGAUAAGAGAACCUGGAAUUCUCGCAUAAUAAUGAAUGGAAAAGCCACGUUCACUUUACUUUUCCAAUCGUACAUUGUAGAAUUAAUCAAUGUGAAUGUUCCUAUC